Messenger RNA from Paramacrobiotus metropolitanus, 1891 nucleotides. RefSeq names its product lanC-like protein 3 homolog. The coding region runs from base 253 to 1701 and encodes 482 amino acids. The record is from RefSeq and is a predicted model, not a curated record. NCBI's taxonomy places the organism in Eukaryota, Metazoa, Tardigrada, Eutardigrada, Parachela, Macrobiotidae. The transcript has 9 exons. Gene Ontology annotation, biological process: carbohydrate metabolic process; peptide modification. Gene Ontology annotation, cellular component: plasma membrane.
UUGGAGAGUUUAUGGAAGAUCUCAACCCUUUUUUCUUAUGGGUCGUGUUACUAUGGUUUAUUCAUUUAUUGGCCUUAGUAUGAGCUAUACAGUAAAAUAAGAAUUUUAACUUUCUCGCUGCACCGGUAUACCCGCAAAAAAAAAGUUCUGCUGUAAAGGACUAGAGCACGCCUUACGAGCGAGCUUGUUUCUCACUCACCCUUCCAUCUGGAUUUUGUUUGCUAAAACUCUGCACCCCCUCACGAAAAGCGAAUGGCGGAAGAAAUACAUUAUCACUACCACCACACGCAUCGUCGUCAUCACGGAGGGAACGACACCUCCCAAGAAGGCAAAGAAGCAGAGAUUAUUAAACCCGGACACAGUAUGAAAGAUACAGAAGGCCGACAACAACAUGAAAAUUACGACAAGAGUGAUCAUGACGAAGAGCAGCAUGUGCCCAGGAAAGUCCCGGAAGUGAAGCUUUACCACACACGCUACUUCGAGAAUCCUUUUCCGGAGUAUUAUGGGCAGCCAGUUGGCGAUUCAGGGAUAGCGUACCUUGAAGACGCGCCGGGACUGCUGCGAAAGGUUUACCACUAUUACAGCGAAGUAGAUCUGACUGCACAACAUGCAGACAUCUACACUGGACUAGCAGGCGUUGCAUAUUCCUGCAUGCGGAUUGCUCAGACGCGGAACAUUGCCGAGACGGAUAGAGAAAUGGCCGUUGGUCUAGGACGACGUCUUCUGGAGGCUGCACUGGUAGAUACAGGUGAAAAAGACGACGGUUUCCUUAUCGGUGCGCCGGGCGUCUUUGUUGUUGGGGCACUGUUUUACCACGCAACGGGGGAAGUUGAAAAAGCUGAACAAUGCUUACUGACCUUUGCUGAUUUCUGUAAAAAUGUCGACUCUAUUAAGCACCAUAAAUCCAGUGGGGAUGAGUUAUUUUCUGGCAGAGCUGGCUAUUUGGCGGGUCUUCUGGAAUUGUGGAAAGUUUUUCCUAAUCACGAGAUUCUGAAAUCUAUCGAUGUGAAAGCUAUUGUCGAAGCAAUAAUUCAUUCUGGUCGCAAAUACAGUAAAAAGCAAAGACUGGAGGAUGUGAGCCCGCUGUACUUUUAUCAUUUUGAUUCCGACUAUCUGGGUCAUGCUCACGGGGCGUCAUUCAUACUGCAAAUGCUGCUGUCAUUCCUUCCUGUACUGAAGCAGAUCUCCGGUGCCGAAGAGGACAUUAAAAAAAGCAUUGACUAUCUUAUUGGUCAGCACGAUAAAAGUGGCAAUUUCCCGCCUGUGUUCGGUGAGAAACGCUUGGAUCCUCAUGAUGAAUUGGUGCACUGGUGUCACGGUGCUCCCGGUGUCAUAUACAUGGUGGCGAAGGCUUAUAUGGUAUACAAAGACAAAAAGUAUUUGGAUGUCUGCGAGCUGUCGGCCGACUGUAUUUGGAAGAAAGGAUUGUUGCGAAAAGGUCCUGGAAUAUGCCACGGAAUUGCGGGAAACGGUUAUGCAUUUCUGAUUAUGUAUCGUCUCACCGGACAGGCAGAAUAUUAUUAUCGAGCUCAAAGUUUCGCUGACAUUAUGUUCCAUGCGAAGGUUCAAGAGAAAUCUCGCACGCCGGAUCAUCCAUAUUCGUUGUUCGAAGGUGUUGCAGGAAGUGCGUGCUUCUUGGUUGAUCUGGUGAACCCUGAACAUGCCCAGUUUCCAUUUUGCGAUAUUUUUGCCAGUUUUUAACUUUUCUAAUAUUGUUUGAUAACCUCUGUGACGGGUAUCAUUUCCUCUUUGAUGUAUGUCUUGGAUUGUCUUCCCCAGGUUCACAUCGCUUUUUGUCUCUUUCUGUAUGAUGACCUUGAUUGUUAAGUGAUUGAUGAUUCUUAUAAUUUUGCAAAAUAAUAUUCAGCCUGGACACUGAUGGAUGAGAUCG